AUUACUUCCGGCUUUUGAUCCUCUAUUUAAACCAACCCGUACAUUCUCCAAAGUUAAAACCACUACACUUCUUCCUCCACUAAACAACAAAAAUGUCUUCCAAAUUCCAAUUUAUCCUUCCAAUUUUCUUCAUCAUCCCCCUUCUGCUUCCAAACCUUGCUUUUUCCUCACCCGUUCCAGACCCUGAACGAGUCGUAGAGGAUGUCCACAAGAGUAUCAAUGCAUCAAGGAGAAAUUUGGCUUAUUUGUCCUCGUGUGGGACGGGGAACCCCAUUGACGACUGCUGGCGUUGCGACCCCAACUGGGAGAGUAACCGCCAGAGUCUGGCGGAUUGUGCUAUUGGGUUCGGGAAGAAUGCAAAUGGUGGAAGGAAUGGGAGAAUCUAUGUCGUUACGGAUGCCGGAGAUGAUGAUCCGGUGAACCCAAAGCCAGGGACUCUCCGGUAUGGGGUGAUCCAGGACGAACCGUUGUGGAUUAUUUUCAAGAGGGACAUGGUGGUCCAGCUGAAGCAGGAACUGGUGAUGAAUUCGCACAAGACAAUCGACGGUAGAGGCGCCAGCGUCCAUAUCGGAAACGGACCGUGCAUUACAGUUCACGACGUUACCAACAUCAUCAUCCAUAACAUCCACAUUCACGACUGCAAACCGUCCGGGAACGCCGACAUCCGCGACUCUCCGGAACACGCGGGGUGGUGGACAACGUCAGACGGUGAUGGGAUCUCUAUCUUUUCUAGCAAAGACAUAUGGGUUGACCAUUGCUCGCUGUCAAACUGCCACGACGGACUUAUCGACGCCAUCCAUGGGUCCACCGCCAUCACCAUCUCAAACAACUUCAUGACUCAUCAUGACAAGGUCAUGUUGUUGGGACACAAUGAUGCUUACACUCAGGACAAGAACAUGCAAGUCACCAUUGCGUUCAACCAUUUCGGAGAAGGGCUGGUGCAGAGGAUGCCGAGGUGCAGAUUCGGCUAUUUCCAUGUGGUGAACAAUGACUACACUCAUUGGGAGAUGUAUGCCAUCGGCGGGAGUGCUUCCCCUACCAUCAAUAGCCAAGGGAACAGAUUUCUGGCACCCGAUGAUCGGUCCAAGAAAGAGGUGACGAAGCAUGAGGAUGCACCGGAGGAUGAGUGGAGGAACUGGAACUGGAGGACGGAAGGGGACUUGAUGUUGAACGGAGCCUACUUCAGGGAAUCGGGGGCUGGGGCGUCAUCAUCAGUCUAUUCUAGAGCUUCUAGCUUAAGUGCAAGGCCGUCUUCUUUUGUGGACGCAAUUACUAGGACUGCCGGCACUCUCAACUGCCGAAAAGGGUCCAGCUGCUAGAUUCUGACUAAGGAAUUAAUUAGCAAACGAAUAUUAUCUAUAAUUAUCAAGAAAUAUGAAGCUUACCCUUAAGAUGUUGCAGUUUCGACCAAGGAAUUAAUUAGCAAAUCGAAU
Messenger RNA from Rubroshorea leprosula, 1433 nucleotides. Lineage: Eukaryota; Viridiplantae; Streptophyta; Magnoliopsida; Malvales; Dipterocarpaceae. The record is from the annotation of a GenBank genome assembly.